Molecule: messenger RNA, 2143 nt
Organism: Nasonia vitripennis (jewel wasp)
Lineage: Eukaryota; Metazoa; Arthropoda; Insecta; Hymenoptera; Pteromalidae
Product: tRNA (uracil-5-)-methyltransferase homolog A
Exons: 7
Coding region: 146-2071 (641 amino acids)
Biological process (GO): RNA processing
Molecular function (GO): RNA methyltransferase activity; nucleic acid binding
Source: RefSeq, a predicted model, not a curated record
UGGCCAUCACGCGAAUCGAACACAUGUUUCCGGAGUUUUGAGUUGUUGCUAUUCUGGCAAGCCGGAAUAAGGACAAUAAGGUUAGAUUAGGGUACAGAGUGCAGUGAAAUAAAAAAAUCUUACUGUCUUUUAAACGAACGUUACAAUGAGUGAAAUAAAUAUCGAGGCGCUGAGCGACAAUAGUGUAAAGGAAGAACCGAAAGAAAAUCCUGUAAAAGAAGAGUCAUCACACGAAAAGGAGGAGUCAAAAGACAUUAUUGCGAAGGAUGAACCAAAAGAAAAUGCAGCAAAGGAAGAACCCAAAAAAAAUGCUGUAAACGGAGAGGACCUUUAUGCCUACUUGGAUCGCGAUGACUUUACAACAGAGAAGUUCAAGAUAGAAAUAAGAGGGUUGCCGAAACACUAUGGUAUUGGUGAAUUCAAGAAAUUUUUAAACGAGAAGCUGGAAUUAAAUGCUAAUAAAAUUAAACCACCAAAGAGAGGCAGUGGCUGGGCAUAUAUUUGCUUUCGCAGUGAGGAGAAUCGCGAGAAAGCAAUCAAAGUACUCAAUGGAAUCGAAUGGAAACAUGCAAGGCUAACAGCUCACGCUGCAAAUCCUGCACCAGAUCCUUACAUGAAGAGGAAACAGGAAAGAAGGGCAGAGUCUCGUAAGAAGGCCAGAAUAGAUAAUCCAGCUGAAUCUCUAUCACCUGAAGAGAGGAUAAAAAUAAAUACAACACCUCUAUUCAGUAUGCCAUACAAGGAACAGCUGGAGUUCAAACAAAAAGAAAUGAGAGAUGUUAUAAAUAGGUUGGGGCAAGAAAUGUCAAAGGUGAAUAAAGAUCUUGAAAAAUGGUAUAAUUCUCAAAAACAGAAACACAAUGGUUUACCUUGUGAGUUGGGAGAAAUUGUUCACACUGAUGUGACAGAAGGAUACAGAAAUAAAUGUGAAUUUACUAUUGGUUUGGAUGUAACAGGAAGCAAAAAAAUGAUUGGAUUUAGGCUGUCAAGUUAUGCAGCUGGAUCAAUAGCUGUAGGACCAAUUGAUGAUCUUUGCCACAUUCCUCAACAAAUGAAAACCGCCAUUAAAAUACUGGAAAAAUUUGUCUGUGAUUCAGAUUUAGAUACAUUUGAUCCAGUGACACAUAGUGGAUACUGGAAACAAGUUACUGCCAGAACAACGCGGAAAAACCACUUGAUGUUAGUAGUUGCAAUAAAUCCACAAAACAUGAGUGAUGAAGACAGAAAGAGUUUGAAGAAUGAAUUGAAAGAAUUUUUUGAGCAACACAAAGAAGCUAAUGUUACAUCUUUAUUCUUCCAAACGAUUGAGAAAAAAGGGGCUGGUGGAGAAGGUGGUGGUGUAAUAGAGCACAUCAGUGGAACCCAUUACAUAGAAGAAACUCUACUUGGAAUGACAUUUAGAAUAUCUCCUGAAGCCUUUUUCCAAAUCAACACCUUAGGUGCUGAAGCUUUGUACAAUACAGCUAUUGAGUUGGCAAAGCCUUUGACUGACACGGCUUUACUGGACGUUUGUUGCGGAACCGGCACUAUAGGACUUAGUUUUGCUAAACACUGUGACGAAGUACUUGGCAUUGAAAUGACUCCAAGUGCCAUCGAAAAUGCAAAAGUAAAUGCAAAGGAAAAUGAUGUAAAAAACUGCGAAUUCUUCGUUGGAAAAGCAGAAGACAUUUUGCUACCUGUAAUCAACAGGACAACCAAACCCAAUAUUGUCGCCAUCGUCGACCCACCGAGAGCCGGCUUACGUAAGACUUAUUCACAAUUAACGUUUACGUUAUUGUUAAAUAAACAUAUUCUCGGCUCAUUGAAAAUUAUGUUUGCAGAUCAAAAAGCGCUGGUAUCCCUGCGUAAGGCCAAAAAAUUGAAAAAACUAGUUUACAUCUCUUGCGAUCCCAAAGCGGCGAUAAGAAAUCUAGUCGAUUUAGCCAGACCCAAUUCAAAGCAAUAUUUUGGCGAGCCGCUAGUACCUGUAAAAGCAGUUCCCGUCGACAUGUUUCCUCAUACAAAGCACUGUGAACUGGUUUUGUAUCUCGAGAGGUUUUCUCUUCUAAAAGAAUCGAGCAACGAAACGUGAUAUGCAGGAUGUAUAUAGUGUGUUAUAUAUACCAAUAAAUUUUUUAUCCGUCUCGAUAUAAAACGAAGAAAA